Messenger RNA from Rhinolophus ferrumequinum (greater horseshoe bat), 393 nucleotides. Its product is annotated as histone H2A type 3. Lineage: Eukaryota; Metazoa; Chordata; Mammalia; Chiroptera; Rhinolophidae. Gene Ontology annotation, molecular function: structural constituent of chromatin; DNA binding; protein heterodimerization activity. The transcript has a single exon. The record is from RefSeq and is a predicted model, not a curated record. Gene Ontology annotation, cellular component: nucleosome. The coding region runs from base 1 to 393 and encodes 130 amino acids.
AUGUCUGGCCGCGGCAAGCAGGGUGGUAAAGCGCGCGCCAAAGCGAAGUCUCGUUCUUCGCGGGCCGGGCUUCAGUUUCCUGUGGGCCGCGUUCACCGGUUGCUCCGCAAGGGUAAUUACUCCGAGCGCGUGGGUGCUGGCGCACCGGUAUAUUUGGCAGCGGUACUGGAGUAUCUGACAGCUGAGAUUCUGGAGCUGGCGGGCAACGCAGCCCGCGACAAUAAAAAGACGCGCAUCAUCCCGCGCCACUUGCAGCUGGCUAUCCGCAACGAUGAAGAGCUCAACAAGCUGCUAGGCCGCGUGACCAUCGCUCAGGGUGGCGUUCUUCCUAACAUCCAGGCGGUGCUGCUGCCUAAGAAAACCGAGAGCCACCACAAGGCCAAGGGCAAGUGA